Molecule: messenger RNA, 1242 nt
Organism: Nicotiana attenuata
Lineage: Eukaryota; Viridiplantae; Streptophyta; Magnoliopsida; Solanales; Solanaceae
Product: cytokinesis protein sepH-like
Exons: 6
Coding region: 1-1242 (413 amino acids)
Biological process (GO): protein phosphorylation
Molecular function (GO): ATP binding; protein kinase activity
Source: RefSeq, a predicted model, not a curated record
AUGAAAGCGUUGGGUGCCGGUUCUUAUGGAACUGUGUUUCUUGCCGCACCAAAAGAUGGUUCGUCUACUUUUGUGGAAUCUGCAGAAGUGAAGGAUUCGUCUUCGCUUUCAAUGGAAGGAAGAAUACUGGAUGCGCUGAAAGGGUCGCCAUAUUCUAAGACGAUGGUUGAAGAAAUAGAGGUUGCAUACUAUGCUUUUCAGCUUUUGACUGGGAUUUCUCAUGUUCAUCGUAAGGGUUUCAUUCACUGCGAUCUAAAAUCGAGUAAUAUACUUGUUUUUCCUACUGUUGAUGACGAAUAUGAUAGUACUGUGGAUAAAACGAAACACAUACCUACUGGGAUAGAGGCUCCAACAAGUGUUGUCAUCAUAGAGGGACUCUGCUCUGUAGCUCAUGGGAUUCAUGGUAAAGCCGUUGAUAUUUGGGCACUUGGUUGCAUUGUUGUAGAGAUGAUCACAGGGAGACGGUUAUGGUUGUGCCAUAAAAAUAGUGACGAUUUGGACUUCAAGAUUACACAUGAAGAACCUGUGAUUCCGAGUAAUGUUUCAAAUAUAUGCAAGGACUUCCUGGUCAAGUGUUUUGAAAAAGAUCAUAAUUGGAGAUGGACUGCAGAUAUGCUGCUUAAUCAUCCAUUCAUUAAGAAUGCUAUGUCCGGUAAAUAUCAUCCAGAAGAUCAUGAGCUGAUCAGUAAUAAAGUUAUCAUUAACCCUUUUAGUCAUUGCGAAAGCCGGGUUUCUAAGCGGCAUUUCUUUUCAACGUGCUUUCAUUUGCCUUCAAGUGAUAACUUCAGAUCAAGAUAUGCUAUUUUUCCAGCAGAGAAUGCACAAUGUCGAAUUACAAAAGCUCCUAAUUACUCUCUUCCUCUGUGCACUCCUACUCCUGAAUCCCGGGCUGUUGAACAAGAGCAAUCUGAAUAUUUUGAAGGAGCGGCUGACGCUUUACAGAAAGUAAUUGAUGCACGGGUUAACAAAGCUCUUCAAACUCUUGUUAGUCGAUUACAUGUUGCACCGCCUACACUUACGCCUAAUAACAACACACUGGAGAAUCCUCGUUCUGGCCUUAUCAAUUCUAGAAAUGGAAGAACCCCCAGUGAGCCACAGGAAGGAGAACCAGGAUCCGCCUCUACGGAGUCUGACAUACCAGCAAUGAGAGCAGAUUUUGGAGCUGAUGUUGCUGUGUAUGUCAGGUGUUGGCAUCGAAGAUGUACCUGCAUUCCGGUUGUAGCUGCAUUUUCUUUAUGGUAG